GCAGAGUGAAAGUGGAGGAAGCAGGCAGACGUGUUGCAACAGAUGGCUUCACCAGCGGCGGCUCGGCGGCUGCAGCACCGCCGUUAGACACACUCGGAUGCAGACAGGGAGGGAGGGGAGCUCGUGAGCGUGGCUGUGGAACAAAUCAAGAAAAAAAGGAAGAGAGGGAGACUUUUACCUCCUCCUCUGCCUCGGCUCACAAACUCACUCUUCCUCUCCAGACACACAGGAGCACAUGCCGGUGUGAGCGCAAGUUUAAAAAACAUUAUUUUAUGGAUUUCCGAAACUAAGGGGAGUUAUGGAGGUGGCGGUGUGAACCCAGCCUUCCUCCCCUUCCUGCCGGAGGGGUCAGAGAGGAGAACACCUGCUGACAGUGAGGAGUUCCUGAAGGAGGCGACGCAGCCGCAGGAGGAGGAGGAGGAGGAGGACUGAACACAGCAGGAAACGCCACACACACCUGACAGGUCCCUGCUGAGCCCAGCGCUGUCAAACACUUGCCACACUCUACAGCAUCAGAACAAGAAGCUGAGACAACUUGUGGGAAGCAGCUGAUUGGUUGACCUUUGUGGGGAGGCCCGGGGGUCAAAGGCCAUGGCAGGUCGACUUCUCCUCUUCCUGUUUGUCUCCGUGGCGCUCUGUCACGCUCAUUUUUCUUCUACGCAACGCCUGAAGCCCCGCCUCCAGAGAGACAGACGCAACAUCCGACCAAACAUCAUCCUCAUCCUGACUGAUGACCAGGACAUGGAGCUGGGGUCGAUGCAGGCAAUGAAUAAGACUCGCCGCAUUAUGGAGGAGGGCGGGACUUCCUUCUCUAAUGCCUUUGUGACCACGCCCAUGUGCUGUCCGUCACGCUCAAGCAUGCUCACUGGGAAGUAUGUUCACAACCACAACACCUACACCAACAACGAGAACUGUUCCUCGCCGUCUUGGCAACGGCAGCACGAGCCACGGACCUUCGGCGUUUACCUCAACGACACUGGAUACAGGACAGCCUUCUUUGGAAAGUACCUGAACGAGUACAAUGGUUCAUACGUUCCCGCCGGGUGGAGGGAAUGGCUCGGUUUGGUGAAGAACAGCCGCUUCUACAACUACACGCUGUGUCGCAACGGCGUGCGAGAGAAGCACGGAGCGCAGUAUCCACAGGACUACCUGACCGACCUGAUCACGGCAGAGUCGAUCCGUUACUUCCGCUCUUCAAAGCGACUUUAUCCUCACCGCCCUGUUCUGAUGGUUCUGAGUCACGCGGCCCCUCAUGGACCCGAAGACUCUGCCCCGCAGUACAGCACCGCCUUCCCCAACGCAUCGCAGCACAUGUAGGCCUCCCACAGACACACACAGUUAUCUUUUCCUCGACUUGCAUUCAUUUCCUAGAGAAU
Messenger RNA from Pundamilia nyererei, 1376 nucleotides. Its product is annotated as extracellular sulfatase Sulf-2-like. Gene Ontology annotation, molecular function: glycosaminoglycan binding; N-acetylglucosamine-6-sulfatase activity. The transcript is spliced from 8 exons. Gene Ontology annotation, cellular component: plasma membrane; cell surface; endoplasmic reticulum. The record is from RefSeq and is a predicted model, not a curated record. Bases 592 to 1317 code for a protein of 241 amino acids. Lineage: Eukaryota; Metazoa; Chordata; Actinopteri; Cichliformes; Cichlidae. Gene Ontology annotation, biological process: positive regulation of Wnt signaling pathway; heparan sulfate proteoglycan metabolic process; glomerular basement membrane development.